Dreissena polymorpha is the source of this 11980-nucleotide messenger RNA. RefSeq names its product 1-phosphatidylinositol 4,5-bisphosphate phosphodiesterase beta-1-like. Lineage: Eukaryota; Metazoa; Mollusca; Bivalvia; Myida; Dreissenidae. Gene Ontology annotation, molecular function: calcium ion binding; phosphatidylinositol-4,5-bisphosphate phospholipase C activity. Gene Ontology annotation, biological process: phosphatidylinositol-mediated signaling; lipid catabolic process. The coding region runs from base 201 to 4016 and encodes 1271 amino acids. The transcript is spliced from 34 exons. The record is from RefSeq and is a predicted model, not a curated record.
AGUUACAAACAAUUUCGAUGAAAAAAUGUACAUACUAUUUUUAAUCUGUCAGAGAUCUUAAUUCAACUUGAAAUAAUUAAAGUUUUCAAUCAGUCGGGUAUUGACAAAAACCCGUAUCUGAAAAUAAACUCGUCCUUGUGCAUAGGAAAUAAGGCCAGUCUAUUUACAGAAAUAGACAAAUACAAUGUUAGGAUUUUGACAUGGCGGGUGCAAAACUAGCCGUUCAUGUUGUGCAGCUGAAACCAGUGAUAGUUCCGGAAACACUAGUGAAAGGAAAUAAAUUCAUAAAAUGGGACGACAAUUCUACAAUAGGUCUGCCAGUGACCUUGAGGGUGGAUCCCAAGGGAUACUAUUUAUACUGGAGGGAUCAGAACAAGGACAUGGAUUGUCUGGAUAUUUCCUACAUCAGAGACACUCGCACUGGCAAAUAUGCAAAAGUACCCAAGGAUGGCAAACUGCGCGAGACCUGCCUGAUUGGUCCGUCUGAUGUGCCCCUGGAGGACAAGACAGUGACCAUCGCAUAUGGCAACGAUAUGGUCAACAUUGAGUUCUACAACUUUGUGUGCGCUAGUCGAGAACUUGCAACGUUUCUGUGUGAAGAACUCUUAAAGUAUGCAAACAACCUUCUGGCCCUCAAUGGGAGCUGCCUCACGUUUCUAGAGAAGGCUCACACACGGCUUACCCAUGUCCUUGAUGUCAACGGGAAAAUACCAGUCAAAAACAUCACAAGAAUGAUCACGAAGGACAACAAAGAUGACAAGAAGCGAGUAGAGAAAGCCCUGGAGACCAUGGACUUCAAGGCUUCCAAGACUGACACUAUUGACCCCAACAAAUUCACAUUUGAUGAUUUCUUCACAUUCUAUCGGCAUUUGAUUGGAAGAACAGAAGUUGACAAAGUAUUUGAUGAAAUAGGAGCGAAAAAGAAGCCGUAUCUAACGUCAGAGCAGUUUGUCAAGUUCCUGAAUGACACUCAGCGAGACCCGCGCCUCAACGAGAUCCUGUACCCGUACUUCACUUCCAAGCAGGCCCUCGAUUUGAUCAACAAGUAUGAGACCAAGCCCAGCAUGGCUGCAAAAGGUCAUUUCUCCCAGGAAGGUUUCCUGAAGUUCCUGAUGGGUGAAGACAACAACCUGAUACCAGCCGAGCACCUUGACCUCAACCAAGACAUGACCCAGCCCCUGAGCCACUACUUCAUCAACUCCUCCCACAAUACCUACCUCACAGGCCAUCAACUGACGGGCAAGUCGUCGGUCGAGGUGUACAGCCAGGUGUUGUUGAGUGGAUGUCGCUGUAUUGAGCUGGACUGCUGGGACGGCAAGGGGGCAGAUGAGGAGCCCAUGAUCACACACGGAUUCACCAUGUGCACAGAAGUACCAUUCAAGGAUGUGAUAGAAGCAAUAGCACACAGUGCCUUUAAAACAUCUGACUAUCCUGUCAUAUUGUCGUUUGAAAACCAUUGCAGUCAGAAGCAGCAGGCAAAGAUGGCUGCACAUUGUCGCAACAUAUUUGGUGACAUGCUGCUGAUAGACCCACUGGACGGAUUUCCGCUCGAGCCCAAUUUCCCACUCCCGAGUCCAGAACUUUUGAAAAGGAAAAUUAUUGUUAAAAACAGGAAAAAACAUUACCACAAAAAACAAAUUCCUGCGGAGCAAACAAAAACCCCAACAACAAAUCCACGAACGAGUCGCAAGCAAGUGAGCGUGGAUAACUCUGGCGGGGAGGAAAUGUCCACAUCCCUGACUGGCACGCUGCCACCUGCUGUGGAAGAAGUACCGCCGACGCCGACGGCAACUGAAAAGCCUCCCGAUGGGAACGUUGAGGAUCAGGGUGAGCUGGAAGAGAGUGACUCGUCUGAGAGUGAUGAUGACGACGAGGUACCGGGAUUGACAGAAGAACGAUUGAAACAAGAAAAGGGUACGGCUGGUUCAGAAGCUGAGGCCGGCAGUGAGAUGUCGGCACUUGUGAACUAUGUGCAGCCAGUCCAUUUUCACUCCUUUGAGGUUUCAGACAAAAAAGGAAGAGCAUAUGAGAUAUCUUCAUUUGUUGAAACCCAAGCUACAAAUCUUUUGAAAGAAUACCCUGUGGAGUUUGUCAAGUACAACAAAACAAGAAUGAGUCGAAUAUAUCCAAGAGCUACAAGAUUUAAUUCAUCAAACUUUAUGCCACAGAUAUUUUGGAAUGCUGGUUGCCAACUUGUUGCCUUGAACUUCCAAACACUAGAUCUGGCAAUGCAACUGAACCUGGGAAUAUUUGAGUACAACUGCAGGUCUGGCUACAUUCUGAAACCUGACUUCAUGCGACGUUUUGACAAGCACUUUGACCCCUUUGCAGAGUCUGUCGUAGACGGUAUUGUUGCAGGCACUGUGUCUGUAAAGGUCAUCUCUGGCCAGUUUCUGUCCGACAAAAGAGUGAGCACAUACGUUGAGGUAGACAUGUUUGGGUUGCCAACAGAUACACACAGGAAGAAGUUCAGGUCAAGAACUGUGCAAAACAAUGGUAUCAAUCCAGUCUAUGAUGAACCACCAUUUGUGUUUAAAAAGGUUGUUUUACCCAAUCUGGCUGUGAUUCGUAUUGGCGUAUACGAGGAGACAGGGAAGAUGAUUGGCCACCGAGUGUUGUACGUCCAGGCACUCCGACCAGGGUACCGGCACAUCAGUCUCCGUAAUGAGUGCAACCAGCCACUAGUGUUGCCAAGUCUUUUUGUGCACAUAUCUGUGAAGGACUACGUCAUGGACAUGCAUGCAGAAUUUGCGGAGGCGCUGGCUGAUCCACUUAAGCACCUGAGCAAAAUGAGCAAGCACAAGAAACAGCUUGAAGUCUUCUUCCCUGAUGAUGAUGAUAAGGUUGAUAAGGUUGACGUUGGAGAAAAGCAGGAUGAUGGGGCAGAGAAACGUCAAGGAAAGCUUAGCGAUGUUACACGACCAUCGGAGCCUAGUUUCUCUCCAAUGACAAAAAAUGGUCGCAAUGGAAGCCUGCCAAAUAUAAAUGGUGCACCUGAGCCAAUUCUGAGACGGACUCCUUCAAACCCACACUCCACCCUGACCAAGAAAGACAGCACUUUCUCCAAUAACUCGGACGGUUCAGGGUGCAUGAACUCCCUUAGAACUAGAUUCAGUGAACCCAACUUGUUGACGCCCACCCCCCUUAGAGAGCUACAGAAGGAGAAAGCACACCUGAAAAUGCUACACAAAAGAGAAAAAGAUCUGGAAAUACUAAAGAAGAAACAUGAAAAGGAACAAGACAGCCUGCGAGAGAUGCACAGUAUACGAGAGGAGAAGCUUCUAGCGCAGCAGCAGAAGGAGUUGGCAAACAUCAGCAAGACACACUCGAAGCUGGUGAAGAGAGCGUCGAAGUCAGGGUCGGCUCCCGAGGUCGAGAAGGAGAAUGCUGCCAAGCUAGACGAGCUCCUUCUACAGCAUGAACAAGAUCUGAAGGUACUACAAAAGUCGCAGGCGGAGGUGUUUGUAAACCUGUGCAUGGACCAAUACAAGCGGGAGCUGGACCUGAGUCUGAGGCACAGUGACCCCAUUUACGACACACUGCAGCUAGUGAUGGACCAAGACCAUAAGGAGCACGAACACAAACUUAAAGCUAUUCAUGACCAUGAAGUUAAGGAACUCACUAAACAAAUGGAUGCCAGAACAAAAGAGGAGAUGAAACAACUACAGAAAAAAUCAAAAGACAAACAGGCAGUUAGCAGAUUAAAACGAGAAAACCAGAAAAGGCACAUUGACACUGUAGUGGCUGAGAGGCAAAAGCUUAAGGAGAUGUUAGACAACCGUCUAGACGAUCUGAGAAAGAAACAGGAAGACAUUAAGGACCAGCUGGUGUUUGAUAAAGCAGAGAUGGAGAAAAAACUAGUUGAUGAGUUCAAUCAGAAAUGUGCGCGUCUGAAGGAGCAACACCGCCACCUACUAGAGCUUGACCUGACAAUGCCAAGGUCACGUGACCCCAUGGACCCUGACCUCUCCCCCUUGAAUGGGGGCAGCGAGCAUGUGAUCAAGACCCACUUAUAGCAUGCACAAUUUAUGCAGCACAGGGAGCAUAACUGAUAGAAACUGUACUCUCUCUCGCAUAAAUGUGAAGGUUUUUUUUUCAGUUUGCUGGGGUUUGGAACAUUUUUAGAACAUGCCUGUGCAAAUACCUUAUUACUUUUCUGCCAACAAAUUUGUUUGAAAAUUGUCCUAAGACUUGAUUAAAAAAAAUCUUCUCUUAUGUAUGCUGAUGAGCUUAGUUAAAGAAUAUUUUAAAGUUCAGUUAUAAAUGUUGACAAUGUGUUGGUGAGUACAUACUCAGCUGUGUUUUUCACUUCAUGUUCGCAAAAUUCUUGUGCUCUUCUUGACUUGGGAAUCAAUUUUAAGAGAACUUUCUUGAUCUCCUGCUACAAAGUUGUUGUUAUAAAUUGUCUGUUGUUGGCCAUUAAAUAUUUUUAAUUUAAUUUGAAAUCUUAUUUUUAGCUCACCUGAGCACAACAUGCUCAGUUGUGCUCAUCGUGAGCUUUUGGGAUCGCCUUUUGUCCGUUGUUCGUCGUGCAUGCAUCGUGCGUGCAUGCGUCGUCAACAUUUUACCUUGUGAACACUCUAGAGGCCACAUUUCUUAUCCGAUCUUCAUGAAACUUGGUCAGAACAUUUGUCCAGAUGAUACCUCGACUGAGUUCGAAACUGGGUCAUGCUGGGUCAAAAACUAGGCCACUAGGACAAAAAAUAGAAAAACCUUGUGAACACUGUAGAAGUCACAUUUGAUGCCCAAUCUUCAUGUAAAUUUUGCCAAAAUGUUUGUCUUAAUGAUAUGUUGGUUGAGUUCAAAAAUUGUUCCGGUCCGUUGAAAAACAUGUCCACCAGGGGGCGGGGCAGUAUUUCUUAUAUGGCUAAUUAGAAACCUUGUGAACACUCUAGAAGUCACAGUUUUUGCCCAAUCAUCAUGAAACUUGGUUAAAACAUUGGUUUUAUUGAUAUCUCGAAUGAGUUCGAAAAUGGUCCAGAUCGGUGAAAAAACAUGGCCGCCAGGGGGCGGGGCAGUUUUCUCUAUAUGUAUAUAGUGAAGACAUUUGAACACUCUAGAAGUCACAUUUUUGGUCCAAUCUUCAUGAAAUUUGGUCAGAACAUUUGUUUCCUGGAUACGACGGUUUAGUUUGAAAAUGGUUCAGAUCGGUAAAAAAACAUGGCUGCCAGGGGGAGGGGGGUCUUUUUCCUUAUAUUUAUAUAGUAAAAAAGCUUGUGAACACUCUAGGAGUCACAUUUUUUGCCUAAUCAUUAUGAAAUUUUGUCAAAACAUUGGUUAUGUGGAGGAUACCUCGGACGAGUUUGAAAAUACAUGUAGUCGUGAACAUUUGAAAAACAUGGCCAUAAUAACAGAGGAUUGUUAUGUUGAUGAUUGGUUGGGGAUGAAGUGCAACAAACGUAUUUUUGCCAUCUGAAAACCCUUUAUUAAAUAAUCUCAAUAUUUUAAGUAGUAAUAUUGAUUUCACAGAAUUUUACUUAGGGGAGAAACAACUGUAUAUAACAGUUUAGAGUCAGGCCCCAAAUUCCUGUGCUGGCCACUUUUCACACAUUUUGUUGCAUGUAAUUUAAUGACCACAGGCCAAUGAAAUAACCAUUAGCCACAACAGGUACCUCAUUAUCUCUGACAGUUGCUUGAUGCCUUACCCCUUGUUUACAGCCCUUUGCAGUGAACAGCAUGGAACAGCAAUUGCUAUGCAGUGGUAUCAAUAUAGAGAUAAACACAUAAAUACAUCUGUCUAGCAUUUAUUUUCGUAUAAAAAUCAGCAUGCUGACUGCAUAAAAAGAACAGAUUACAACAUUGAAGCAAGCUCUUGAAAUAGCAAAAUUAUGUACUUAUAUAUUUCCAAGAAAGGUUUAAACAAUAUAUAUAAAUUUAAUGGGCGUGAUAUUUCAUAUUUCUUAGCUUUAAGUACAGUGAUGCCUGAUUGAACUUACUCAAUAUGGCUAUUAUUUAACUUAUAACUAUCACAAAGUCCCAGUGUAUAUUAUUAAUAUCAAGAAGAAAAAGUAAAGAUAUGUACGUAAUAAUAUCCUUUACAGCUUAGGCAACAACUGUUGUCAAAAUUCAAUUAUAUUGUUCAAUAAAAAAUAGAUUGAAAUAUUCUCCAACUUUACUGUUGAACAUUUAUUGACAAAAAACUAUCGUGUCUACAUGUACACAUAUCAUUUCACAGAUAUACUUUGUUCAAGAAUUAAAGAGAUAUAGAAAAUGUACUUAAAACCAACUAUUUGCGAUACUUAUGAUAUUAAAUGCAGCUUGUAUUUGAGAAUAAAUUUCACAAUUUAAGUGCAUUUUAGUUUUGCAUUGGUUGUAAAUAAAGAGUAGAAGCGUAGAGGAAUUGUUUACAAACACCACUUAAAUAAUAUGUAAAUAAUUAACAAAUAUUAACUCUUAAAUGAAGUAUGAAAUUUCAUUUUAAAUCAUAAAUACAGAUUGAUAUACAAAAGUCAUGUAGGCCUACAUGUAUGAUAUGUGAAAUACAGUAUUAUGUGAAAGUCAGAAAUACAAUUAUUCUAAUUAAUUUUAUAUACAGACGUACGUCAUGUAUGAUAUGUGAAAUGCAGUAUUACUUGAAAAUCAUAGUAUCAUAGUUCUAAAUAACUUUGAAUGGAAAAACAGUGAAAACGUUUUUUAAUAAUAGAGCACACUAAGUCUGUACUACCGCCUGUCUGCUCAGCACUUGUCCUCUUUUGAAGAUUUUACACUAAAUAAUCGAACUAUAAAGCGCAAGUUAAGUAUGUAUGCUCGUCUGUAUGAAGUACUUUUAUUUCCACCUUCCCAGAAUAGUUUAGUUCCUUUGGGUCUCAGGUGAGCGCCUUAGGGCCCAUGGCCCUCUUGUUUCUCAUUUUUGAAGCAUUUGAUCUCUUUGGAUGCCAAGAAUUCAAGCAAUAUUAUCAACACACAGCACCCAAUUAUGCAACAUAAUUUCAAUAACAGUUUGGUAAUAGAAUAAUAGGAAUGGACAGAUAAAAUCAAACAGUGUUUGCAAUACUUUGUUUACAGAAGCCAGAAUUCCGUGUUUCAUGCUUUACAAUAUGCUUGUAUUUCUAACGAUCAUAUUUAACCGAGUUAAAUAUGGUUCAAAGAAUAAAUAUGAGGGUCAGUGUUUUCAUUUGAAUAUCAUAUUAUUUAUUGACUAUUAAAAUUCUUGUAACAGUUCAACAAUAACCACUAUCCUUUGUUCAGUCUUUUAGAUUAUCCAAUUAGAAUGACUGGAACAUAUAGUAACUCAAGCUGUUUAUGGCACUUGCAGAUUAAUUAUUUCAACAGUCAGUUUUAAUUGUCUACAAAUUUCAAUUGAUUACUAGUUAUGUGACAGUCUAUUUCUUGUGACCAAAUUUGUCACUCAAAUUGUCUUUCAUGGAGCCAGUACAUGUAUUUCUAUGUGUUUCAGUUUGUAAGUGAAAAAUCAUUCUUUACACUGUUUAGUUAUGUCAGUAAAUUUCAUGUUUGCACUGCUAUUUUUAAGAUGAUGCAAUUAUUUGAUGAUAAUUUGACUGCUUCAAAUCGCAAUAUGUCUUGUUUACCAAAAGCUUCAUGCAAAUCUGAGUGGAAUCUCUCCUUGCAUUCUGGUUUAGUAGUGCUGCCCGUGUAGGGUGCAUAUAGGUCAUAACUGAGGUUAAUUUCCACAGUGUUACAUUCCAAUAUAUGUGUUAUGCUUUGUCUUGUCUUUAAUUCCCCUUGAAUGUUGAACCGGUACCAGUGGAGGCUUUCGGUGCAUAAUUAGAUGUGAACAUUUUUUUAGUUUGACUGUUAGGAAUCAUUGUGUGUAUGAUUGCUUUGUAUUUAAACAGCUGUCCCCAAAUGAAAAUUGUAAAUGAUCUUUAUAUCCAAUUUCGCCAUUUCCUGUAUAUGUUACAAUAUGUAUUUUUAUCUUGAGUUAUACUUAUUGAGGAACAGGCUUCUGUGUUAUGAAUUAGGAUUUCAUGCGGUCAAUGUUUUCUUAAUUUUAUGGAGUGAUAUCCCGGAAUCUGUCAUGAGAGAUAAAUGAUCAUAUAGAUUCUGUCAUAAAUAUCUCAUGUUUAAACCUUUUUCAUCUCAUUCAUUAAUGAUUUAAUUACAGGACCAUUUUGUAGAUGCAUCUUUACGGUUCAGUAGUGAUCCAUUUUAUUGAAAUGUUUGAUGCGUAUAGCUCUUUUCGAUAUGUGUUAUUUAUAUGUAGAUGUAGUUCUGUAGGUGUCUAUUGAUGUACACAUUUGUGGUGCUGUAAACAUGUGUGUCAUGGUAAGUGUAGUGCUUCAAAAUCAUUUAACGCACAUGCACAAGUGUUUUAGCCCUCCAAAGAUGCAUGUUGGUCAGAUAACUUGAAAUUAUUGAGAUAUUUUCGAGGGUUCAGUGCAAAACUGUUGUAGCUGCUUAUUAUUUCUAUAACAGGUACUAUAGUUUUGAGUUUGAGCCUCAAUGUGCACAGUCAUGUAUAUACACAAAUGUUUAUACAAAAAUUACAAGCUUUCCUUUAUCGACAAAUGUAUUGUUAAUUGGUUUUACACACGUUUAUUCGACUGAUCAAUGAUUUUGGAUAAAAAUCGCAGGCAUGCUGACUUGAUCUAUGAAAUGAGCUCUUUGGUCUUUAUGCAAAUAAGUCAGGGAUUGUGGUUUCAAAACAUAAACAGUCAGUAUGUCACUCGGAUUAUGUUUAAUUGUGGUGCAUUUUAAUAUCCAUUUCCUUGUUAUGUAUGUUUGUUUUUAUUAAUGAUUUUAUUAAUGGUUAUAAUAAAUUCUAUGUUAUGAUUUCAUAUUUUUUGUGAUCUUGUUGAUUAAAUAAUUGUUUUUGUUGAGUUGAUAUAAAAUACAUUGGUAUAAGGGUGCAAUUACAUUGUGAAAGCUCACCACAAUCUAUCUCAUUAUUACAUAUAUGUCCAGGUAACUUUUAUAUGGAGUCAUACAAAUUAAGUUAUAUCAAGAUAUAUUAUAGCCUCAUCAAGUCCUAUGGCAUAAGGGUUUGUCAUGCAACAAACAUUUACAAUGAUUGUUUUUUGAUGCAUGAAAUAAAUUGUAAAGCAUUUUCAAUAAUACCUUGGGCAAUGGUUUGGUGGUUUUGUUGUACUUUUUAAUAAAAAAAAUAAGUACGCAUGCCAUAAAUUAUUUUAUAUGUUAUGUCUGUUCUCCUAUUUUAAGUAAGGAUUCAUGUAAAAAUGUGAUUUUUAUAGCUCACAUCUUGUCUUUAGCUAAUCUAUUCAAAUAUUUUAAAUAGAUAAUAACAUGUUUUUUUGUAAACCCUAUUUUCCAUAUUAUUUAUUAAAUGGUUUUAAUAUCCUAGUAUACCAAUAUAGUUUUGGUGGGUCUGGCAAAGAUUGCAUACCCAUUCUGUAAGGAACAUAAAACAUUAAUCAUAUCUGUACAUUUCUUCAUACUCAAAUUGUGCAAGAAAGAUAUAGUGUCUAAGCUGCUGCGCUAUAAACAAUAACAUAUUUUUUCUCUAAAAAAAAGCUUCUUUUUUUGUCUCACAGUAAUGAGUAUGUAAAUUGUCUGUCAAGUGCAUGUGUAUGUCUAUCAAAAAACUCAUAAUAUAUGGUGAUAUGGGAAAAUGGGCCUUAAUGCAUAUAACUAAAGUUUCGUCCCAAUCCGCAUAGGCUAAUCAGGAUAAUCUGGGACGACACUUUAUGCUAAUGCAUUAAGCCCAGUUUUUCCUGAAUUAGGCACAUAUGUUGACUUAGUUACUUGUAUCCAAUAAAACGAUCAUGAAACUGAAUUCAAAAUGUGUUCCCUUUUCCUGAGUGCUAUUAGAGUUAACCAUGAAAAUUAAGUCUGAUUAUUGUGUCUUACAAACAUUAUUGUGCAAACAUUUACUAAGUACAUGUAAGAAAUGACUCAAAACAGAAACAGAAUAUUUGACAAUUUACACGUUAGUAUUGACCGUAUAUGCACAACUGAAGUGUGUAUGUAUAUUUUAUUUUUCCAUGUGAUGUAUUUAGUUCUAUUUCACCAGAUUAUUUUAUAGGUUUUGAUUUUGUUUAGCUCAAAAGUAAGUUAUAGAAGCGCUUUUAAGGGACUUUUUUUUCAUUUAAAUGUUAAAGAUAAGGUUAAAAUUUUGUAGUGAAGUGCGGAUAAAAAAAAUCAGAAGUUUAUCAAUCAUACUCAUGCAUGUUCUUAUCUUUGUUUGCAAAAGCAUAUAUCUGUAAACAUUGAUAUUGCUACAGAAAGACAUCGCUUUGGGGAAAUGCAAUAUAAAACAUUAUUUUAUACGUAUUUAUAUCCGCCAUCAACUCUUUUUGUUCACAUAAUAUACCACAUUUCUGUCUAGCGGUUUCACCACGUUUGAAACUUUAAGUAGGAACGCUGUUUUUAGAGGUCUGACUGUAAUUUGGGACCUGAUGUUAUUUUUUUUACAAAUUGUAAUUAAUUUAUUGGAUAUGAUGCAGAGAUGUUCCUGUUUAACGUUUCUGCUUUGGAGACUUUGUUAUAUUUGUGAUAUAUUGUACAUAUAGUAGGAAUACAUAUAAAUAAUGAAAACAAUGCUCUAUGUUUGUGACCAAUUUUGUUAAUUAUGUACCUUUAUUGUUGAUUUGGUUAUAUCUGUCCGCUGUGGUAUGUUCGUUCAUUGAUAAUCCCCCGACGCAAAUCAGUAGAGGGAUUAUGGGAAUGCCAUUGCCCAGGGGGAUUAUGUGAAUGCCAUUGCCCAGGGUAUGGGAAUGCCCUUGCCCCAGAUGUAUUGUGGGAAUGCCCUUGUCAUUCAUCAGUCCAUAACACUUUUAUGUCUUCUCCAUAUUAUCUUUUUUAGGGAUUUUCAUGAAAUGUAAAGGGCAUUUAGAGAAUUUGCAGAAGGCAUAAGUCAGUAAUGAUUUCAAGAUUAAGGUCAUACAUCAAUGUCAAAAGAUGGAGACUUUUGUCCUUGUCUGGUCCAUAUCUCCUAUUCGCAUGAAAGGAUUUUCAUGAAACAUUGUUUAAAUGUUUAAAUUAGAUGAAACUUUGGGCAGAAAGCAUCAGUCAGUCAUGCCUGCUUAAGCUGGAGGUCAUUCUCCAAAGUAAAAAGUUAAAGCCUGUUAUACUUGUCUGGUCCAUAUUCCCAAACUUGACCACAACUUUAAGGUCAUUGUGGCCGAUGUACAGAAGGCCUGUGUCAGUCGCGCUUGUUUAAAAUCAAGAUCACCACUUCAAGGUUAACAAAAUCUUGAGGAUGGAGGUAUAUAGCUCUCACCACUUCAAGGUUAACAAAAUCUUGGGGAUGGAGGUAUAUAUCUCUCUUGGACUGCCUUGUUCAAAAUUGUAACAACAUUUUAUGCUUAAAUUUGUUUAGAGAACAAAAUGUAUUUUCCAAAGAGAAGCACCAUUCUUUGCUGGGUAUUUUCACAUGUGUUCACUUUGAAGUAUAUUUAAUGAGGGUUUAAAAAAUGUUUAUGUUUAAAAUUCCAUGUAUGCAACAUUGGUGUUUGCUUAAAGGUAAAUGUCACAUAUGUGAAAUAGGUUUUAUGUGAAGCAAGCGUUACAAAUGACAGGUCAAUAACUGCUUUAUUGUAUUUUAACAUUAUGUGUGACAAACAACAAUGAUUUUUAUAUCCAGUGAAAUACAUAGGGGUCAUGCGUGUCCUUUGGAUACAUUCCUAGUUUGAGAAAUGUGAAAAAGCCUUGUAGUUGUGAAGAUGGUUUAGUGAUCAGGCUUAUUGCAUCUAUAUCUCCAUUAAAUGAUUUUAGAAAACUUGUUUUUGUUUGAUAUACAGUUAUCUGAUAUCAUAAUCAGAAUUAUUUAUAGUAUUCUCUUUCUUUUUCGCAUAUAUAACUUGGUGUUGGCUUUUCUUAAACAUGUACUAGAGUAGGUUUGUAAACACACUGUAACAAAAUGCAAGGGAUCUAUUAAGGGGUUGUAUUUAAGAAACAUCUCACAAUAUUUCCAGAACAUGACCCCAUGUGUCCUUUCCGAUUGGGUGCUUGUGAUUAGGACAUUGCCAUUUGUAUGAAUACUUGUUCUUGAUUACUGUUAAUUAUUCUUCAUGUGUAGCAUGUACCAACUGCAUAAAUACAAGUGUUUGUAAAAAUAUAA